AUCAAGUGCACACUAGCAUCAUGGCUGACUAUAGCGAGUUCAUUCUUACUGAAAUAGACAAAGUCGGCGAAAUCGAUACACUUUCUUUCGCCAGAAAGAUUAAUGUCGAUCACCAAAAAAUAGUUGGUGCUGUGAAAAGUUUGCAGACUCAUUCGGAUGUUAUUGAAGUUAAACAGGUUCAAGGGACUAGUCUACAACUGACAGAGGAAGGAGCACGGGUUGCAGAAAAUGGGAGCUAUGAGGCUCUUGUCUUUAAGGCAGUACCAGAAAAUGGAAUUACUCAAGCAGAAUUAAUGAAAUCUGUGCCAAAUGCUAAAAUAGGAGUUGGCAAGGCCAUUCAAGCGGGAUGGAUUGAAAUUGACAAAAGUACAGGUAGUGAACCUAGAGUACUUCGAAAAGUUGACUGUAUUGAGGAUAACGUGCAGCAGUGUCUCCUGAAGAUAAAAGACCUUGCCUUGGAUGGAGUGACAGAUGCUACCAAAGCAGAAUAUAAAAAGCGGAAACUCAUAGUGGAAGUAAAAGAAACAAGCUUCAAAGUGAGAAAGGGACCCAAUUUUAGUCUCACUGUUGCCAAACCAGAAGUUGACCUGACACCACAAAUGAUACAAAAUGGUACCUGGAAGACAAAGCAGUUCAAGCCAUACAACUUUGAUGCCAUGGGUGUUGCGCCAGAAUGUGGCCAUUUGCAUCCAUUACUCAAAGUCCGAACUCAGUACCGACAGAUUUUCUUGGAGAUGGGCUUUGCAGAAAUGCCAACAAACAACUUCAUUGAAAGUAGUUUCUGGAAUUUUGAUGCAUUGUUUGUUCCACAAAAACAUCCAGCACGGGAUGCGCAAGAUACCUUCUUCAUAUCAGAUCCCCAAAAUGCCAGUGCUUUCCCAAUGGAAUAUCUUGAAAAAGUUAGAAAAGUUCAUGCAGAGGGAGACUUUUGCUCUAGAGGAUAUAUGUACGAUUGGAAGAUGGAAGAAGCAGAAAAAAAUGUACUGCGCACUCACACAACAGCUGUUAGUGCAAGGAUGUUGUACAAAUUAGCUCAACAGAGACCUUUCAAGCCUGUCAAGUAUUUCUCUAUAGACCGUGUUUUCCGAAAUGAGAAUCUUGACGCAACACAUCUUGCAGAGUUUCACCAAAUAGAGGGGGUUGUUGCAGACUAUGGCCUCACACUGGGCAAUUUGAUGGGUGUUAUCAAUGAAUUCUUCAAGAAGUUAGGAAUUACAAAAUUGCGUUUCAAGCCUGCAUACAAUCCUUAUACUGAACCCAGCAUGGAGAUUUUCAGCUUUCAUGAAGGUCUAAAUAAAUGGGUUGAAGUAGGCAAUUCUGGAAUGUUCCGACCAGAAAUGUUGCUUCCCAUGGGUCUUCCAGAAGAUGUCUCUGUCAUUGCAUGGGGAUUGUCAUUGGAAAGACCCACCAUGAUCAAAUACAAGAUCAACAAUAUAAGAGACUUGAUUGGCCCAAAAGUGAACCUUCAGAUGGUCUAUGAUAAUCCAAUCUGCAGACUAGACAAAUAAUGAUUUUAGGGAUGUUAACAAAUUUUAAUUUAGCUAGUAAAGAAUUUCAGUUUUCUUCCAUUCUGAGUUUCACACCAUAUGAGCAUAUAAAAAAAUAAACUGGACUUCAAAUAAUAAAAAUUUAUCUAAAAUACUAAAGGAUGAAAUUUUGUGAAUAGAGUUGGUAUGCAGUGUUUUUGAUAAUAUGCCAAGUGAAAGCAGAUUUAAUAAUAAUAAUAAAUGGGAACUUAUAAAGCGCAAUAUCUCAGCCAAAGGCAGACUCAUUGCACUGAACAAGAUCACAAUAUAUUAACAAAGACGUAGAACAAAGUAGUAACAAAGACGUAAAAUGAAGAACAAUGCGAAGACUCGCUGCGUUCUGGCAGUAAAGGGCGAUCACUGUAGAUUUAACAGUAAGAACUCCAGAGAAUAAGGUUAGUGACAUCAGGAGAAUACUGGGAAGACAUUGAGUAAUCUUGAGAAUAUGAAGAAAUAUUAUCAGAUGAAACUGCAAGGUGAUCAUCCCUUGAGUUUAUUAAGUGCAGCUCAAGGUCUUUGCCGAAGUGAGUGAUGCAUGGUGGAGUGGAAUCCAGCCAAUAAACUCAAACAGUUUGCAUCUCAAAAUAACAUUAUAUACAGUCCUGUUGCAAACCAGAAGAGUAAGAAAACGCAGCAGAAGCACAUGUGAACAUGAAAGUCCAACACUUUUAUCCAAAUGAAGCACGACCACAAAACGAAAUCAAGGAGAGCCAAUCCCCUCAGGUGAAGGGACAGAACUCUCAUCCCAUUUGUAUGGUACAGUUUGUGUACCUAUAUUUCAGUUGCUCCAGGUUCUAUGAAAAACUCUGUGAAGACCAGCCUGCUUGACAGCUGUGCUACUGUUGAAGAAAAUUGAACCAUCCUUCACAAUCAGGAGGUGGUGGCUGGGGUAAGAAAGCACACUGUUGGCUCUGGUGUAAGCUAGCAUGGUUAACCUUGUCAGGACUAAUUUAGUUUUAAGUAAACUGGUUUGUGUUCCAAGAUCUGAACAAUUUCUGAGAUAUUUUUAAAAAAAAAGAUAGCCGAUGUUCUGAAUUGUUUCCGUUCAAAAUUGUGGGUUUCAAACGAACAGUUUACUUUGUGUCCACAGCACAGUCAGUUCUUGGAGGCCACAUAUAGUCUUCUCAAUUUUGUUCAGUCGUACUCUCUGUUAGACUGUAGGCAAGUUCAAAAUUGCUUGGUACAAUCCCCAUAUCCAUGGUGUUAGUGUUUCAAUUGGGAACACAUGGGAAACUGUGAUUGCUCAUACUAAAUGGGUGUGCUUAAGAACUAAACAUGAUGCCUCAUUGUACCACCCCAGAGAUGUUUUACUGUGAUUGCCCAUUGAAGCCGAGUUGGUUUCAGGAUAAGGGUACACUCCAAAAAUUAAAAGCAAUAUUAUGAAUAUCUUUAAGUGUUUUUUAAUAUAGAGUAACAAAAUAAUAUAAAUAGCACUAUUUUUGAGUAUCCAGUGAAAAUGGUGACUAAACCUUUUUUUGUUUAAAAUGUAUAAGUAUUUUAAAAGCAAAGUUACACAGUGCCAUAAAUCAUAUCAUUUGGGGUUUUUUGUAAACUAGAGGCAAUGAUGUAAAUGAUGGUCUAGCAUUUUUAUAUCAAGAUUUCUAGGAGAUAUAAAAAAAUCAAACAUGGUACCCCCCACUCCGGCAAUUGAAGAUUUUUAAGUGUUUAUUUCAUCAAAAACAAUGUACUGUAAUAUCUCUGUAUCAUGUAUUUCUAAAUAAAACUGCAAAAUGUUAAUGCUAUAGCACAAGCCUAACUUGAAAUAUAUUGUUUUUGCAGGUAAGCCCUUGCAUUGAAAAUGGAAAUCAGAGAAAUUCCAGUUUAAAGAUUCAAAAUGAAUAUAUUUUGUAUCAGAUCAUUUUUGAAAAAUAUAUUUCAGUGUUUAUAUGCUACACUUAACAUCCUACUAUGUAAUUGAAGUCUGUCCUAGUAUGCCAGGACUAUAAAUUUCACCCUAACAGCUUUCUUGCUCGGAAACCAUUAGCUUUGUUUGUGUUCUUUUGUUUUCUCAGUAUCUAGGUUUCAAGUAAUGCCUUAUUAUCUGCUUGCCUGCAUUAGAUUAAGAACUGUUUUACGUACAAUUCAUGCAAACUCAGUUAUUUGUUUUAAUGGUUUGUUGUUUAUCACAGUAUUAUUUGUACGGUGGCACAAUGGUUAGCACCUGUCUCUAAUAUAGUGAAUGAAGGUUGGCUGUCUUGGGUUCAGCUCUUGUCUCGGACACACUGCUUCCCCACCUCAAUACAGAGUUGGAAUUCAGAGCCACUGUUAUUAAAUAAAUGAUUUUGUAACCCAACAUUCUAAGCAUAAAAUAAAAAUUUGCCAUUUCCUAUACUUUUUACUCAAACCUCUAGAUUUGUUUAAGAUUUAGUUGCUGGUUUUUCACAAAUUGUGCACCGUUCACGGGCUUGUUUUGUCUUUUCAGUGUGGAAAAAUAUUUUAUGAAAGAGUUUGUUGGGAGGAUUGUAUCUGUAUUAAAUAUUUGCAUUCAAAAGUCAACAGAAUUAUUACUAUGAUUAUUGUAAUGCAGAAUAUUUGAUAAAUAAAUUAUACAAGAUUUAUAA
Messenger RNA from Pomacea canaliculata, 4087 nucleotides. RefSeq names its product phenylalanine--tRNA ligase alpha subunit-like. Gene Ontology annotation, cellular component: phenylalanine-tRNA ligase complex; cytoplasm; cytosol. Lineage: Eukaryota; Metazoa; Mollusca; Gastropoda; Architaenioglossa; Ampullariidae. Gene Ontology annotation, molecular function: ATP binding; phenylalanine-tRNA ligase activity; tRNA binding. The transcript has 13 exons. The record is from RefSeq and is a predicted model, not a curated record. Bases 21 to 1508 code for a protein of 495 amino acids. Gene Ontology annotation, biological process: phenylalanyl-tRNA aminoacylation.